Megalops cyprinoides (Indo-Pacific tarpon) is the source of this 10286-nucleotide messenger RNA. RefSeq names its product zinc finger protein 462 (gene znf462). Gene Ontology annotation, cellular component: nucleus. Lineage: Eukaryota; Metazoa; Chordata; Actinopteri; Elopiformes; Megalopidae. The transcript is spliced from 13 exons. The record is from RefSeq and is a predicted model, not a curated record. Gene Ontology annotation, biological process: regulation of gene expression. The coding region runs from base 268 to 7851 and encodes 2527 amino acids.
AACUCUUGCGCACCCUCUGGUGCUUGCUAGUCUCCAAAACUUCUUUGUGUUGCUUGCUUUGCAGAUUGUCUUCCUUGUCUCUGUGGUUGCUCAUUAUUCAGAGACAGACGGAGCUCAGGUCAUCUGCAGCUGCAGCAUAGGAGAAGCAGGAAAGAUGGCGAUCAUUCACUAGACCAGGCACACGCAUGAGCUACAAAACAACUUUCAGAAAGAUCGCUUUUCUGGACAAACCCCAGGUUUCCCUGAUUUUCCAGGGAGUCCUCAGUGAUGGAGGUGCUACAGUGUGAUGGCUGUGACUUCAGGGCAGAAUCUUACGAUGACCUUAAGGCACACAUCCAGGAUGUCCACACAGCCUUCUUGCAGCCCACGGCAGUUGGAGACGGGACUCCCAGCCACUCCAGGUCCGACUCCCUCAACUCCCUUAGUCAGGCGGAGGAGGAUGAGGAGGACCUGGCCUCUUUGAACAAUGAGUUUGAAACUCCACAUGAACAAGCAGGCCCUCAUUCCUUUGACUCUGGGCAGUUUUCCAGUUCUAACCAAAUGACUCACAACCAAACAGUGAACCAACCUGCAAAGCCUGCAAACCAGUUUUUCCAGUGCAAGUUCUGCAUCCGCUAUUUCAGAUCAAAAUCCCUCCUCAAUGAACACACCAGGAAGGUCCAUGGCAUUGUGGGAGGUGCUUCAGUAAGUGGAGAGAACUCACCAGCUUCCCAAUCUUCCAACUUCAACAUCCUCAUGCAUGAUGGUUUUGGGAAGGUGUUCUCCUGCCAGUAUUGCACAUAUAAAUCUCCACGUAGAGCCAGGAUCCUAAAACACCAAAAAAUGUAUCACAAGAGCCACUUGCUAGACUCUCCAGGGUCCCCACCUGAGGCUGUCACAGAAUCUAGUUCCAAUGCUCUGUUCUCUGAGGAAUCUUGUAGCGAUCUGCCCGAGGAGGUGGUGGAGCGUAGUAUUUUGGAAUCUAUGGUCAAACCUCUUACUAAGUCCAGGGGAAACUUCUCCUGUGAGUGGUGUGGCUACCAGACUCUCAGACGAGAGCGUUGGUGUGAUCACAUGAUGAAGAAGCACCGCAACAUGGUGAAGAUCAUUUCCUCAAUCCAGGAGCCACAGGAGGGAGAGGGAAGUGUGGGUUCCUCAAAACCCAACUCGCCCUCCUCGCCAAGAACCCCCAACUCCAACUUGAUAAUCAAUAACUUGAGUGGCAAUGAAGGGUCCUCAGCUAACACCUCAAAUUUCAAGGGAUCUUCUGGAAAUACAAUGCUGAAGUCCACUGGGCAAGCAAGCAAGAUUUCAUCUUAUGACUAUUCACAGAUGAAGUCCAAAAUCCCUAACAGUACAGGAUCCUCCAUCUUGUCUGAAAGAUCAACUUUUGCAAUGUCUGACAUGUCUAAUUUUGCUAUGGACUUAGACACAGACAUCAUCCUCAAUGAAUCUGGAAGUAGCUCAGAUGAGGAACUAGGAGAUAUAGAUGAUCCCAAUAACCCAGACUCGUCAGCUGGAGAUUCUGCCAAGCAGCCCUUGUCAGAGGAGGAUAACAAAAUGCUUGAGACAAAAGGAAUACCAUUCCGGAGGUACAUGAACAGGUUCCAGUGCCCUUUUUGCUCGUUCCUUACCAUGCAUCGGCGGAGCAUCUCUCGUCACAUUGAGAACAUCCACCUGUCGGGGAAGACAACUGUGUACAAGUGUGAUGAAUGCCCUUUCAUCUGCACCAGUCCGCUCAAGUUAGGUACCCACAAGCAGUGUCAUAUGGGGUCAUCCUCAGACUGGGACCCUUUGGACUUGCCAAAUGAAAGCCCAGGAGGUCAGAAUGAGCUGACUGAGCCCAUCAAUGGGGGUAAUCUUACCUCAAAAAUCAACGGCAAAAAAUCUGGCACAGUAAAUGAAGUUAACCAACAGAAUCCUUACCACUGCACACUUUGCAGCUUCUCCACAACCACACUGAAAGGUCUGCGUGUUCAUCAGCAGCACAAGCAUUCUUACUGUGACAACAUGCAGCCAGCUAGUCAUGAGGGAUCAUCAAAUGAACAGCAGGACUCUGAGUCAGAAACGUAUAGUUCUCCAAAUUAUGUUAAGAAAACCCAGACAUCAAUCCUUGGGUUUUCAUCCAAAAAGCAUUUGAUCAACAAGACUGCGAGAAAGUCCAUCAAUGACCUACCUUUGGAUCUGUCUCCAGUGAAGAAAAGAACCAGAAUAGACGAAAUUGCCAAUAACCUACAGAGUAAGAUCAGUAAAAGCAAGCAGCAGGAGGACACCGUCAUAAACUUGGAGGAGAUAGAUGAUGAAGAAGAAGAGGAAGAUAAUGAAGUCGAAAUGUUUAUAGAUGAAGAUGAUGAUGAUUCACAGACUGAGCAUCAGUUGAAAAAUCAGAGCUACUCUUUUGAUAGGCAACCUAUGCAUUUGAGAGAGUCAGUGGACUCUCAAGAGGAGGGCAUCGCGGGAAAAAAGAAACACAGCCUUCAGUCAAAAUUUAUCUCAAGGAAUAUUCCCAUUCAGCUCAGUAUCUCAGAUGAUGAAGACAAUGAAACUGAUUAUGGUGCCCCUGUUGAGUCCAAAGAUCUUCAAGAUAGAGGCAGCCAAGACAGCAGAGAUGCUUGCCAGGAGAACCUUGAUUACAAUGAGGAUGCGGGAACACUUUUUUACUGCAAACACUGUGAAUACCAGAACAAAUCAGCUCGUAGUGUGAGCACACAUUACCAGAGAAUGCACCCCUACAUCAAGUUUAGCUUUAGAUAUAUCCUUGAUCCAGAAGAUCAGAGCGCUGUGUUUCGGUGCUUGGAGUGCUAUAUUGAAUACACAACCUUCGAUGACCUGAAUCAGCACUACAUGGAACAUCACCCCGAAGCCAUCAAUGUGCUGAACUUUAAUCAGCCUGAUUUGGUAUACAGGUGCCGCUUCUGCUCAUAUACCAGUCCAAAUGUUCGAAGCUUGAUGCCACAUUACCAAAGAAUGCAUCCAACAGUGAAGAUAAACAAUGCCAUGAUCUUCUCUAGUUACGUGGUUGAGCAGCCUCAAAAGGGUGAGUCCCAGACGCUGAGAGAGAUUUUAAACUCUGGACCCAAGAGUUUCACAGCUUCCAGCCCUGUACCCAGAUCAUCAGCCCAUUCGAGUCCUGUUCACAAAAGCAUCUCUAAGAUGCAAGAGUCAAGCACAGAAACUGAUGCUGUAAAAGAAACCACAGUUAACAAUGUAGUAGUCUAUGACUGUGACAUCUGCUCCUUUGCCAGCCCCAACAUGCAUUCAGUUCUAGUUCACUAUCAAAAAAAACAUCCAGAACAAAAAGCAUCAUACUUCCGCAUUCAGAAAACCAUGAGGGUGGUCUCUGUUGAUAGGUCUCAGACUUCAAGUAACACAUCUUAUAGUAUGAACACACCAAACCCUCCAAAGGCAUCUAAUGUGAGUCCCUUUGGAGCAGAUGAAGAAAUAUAUUACUGCAAACACUGUGUCUACAGCAACCGUUCUGUAGUUGGUGUGCUUGUCCAUUACCAAAAGAGGCAUCCAGAAAUAAAGGUGACAGCAAAAUAUAUCAAGCAUGCCCCUCCUACCCCUGGGCUGAUGAAACUAAUGGAUGAGUUACAGAUUGCACCACCUAAGCAGUUUUUAAAACAGUUCAGCAACAAUGGAAUAGAUUCCUCUGGAAUUUCCCACGCUCGACUUGGUGGAGACAAGGGCGAAGCGGAGAUGCUGUUUUUCUGCCAGCAUUGUGACUAUGGGAACCGCACAGUGAAAGGAGUGUUGAUACAUUACCAGAAGAAACACAGGGAUGUGAAGGUGAAUGCUGAUCUUGUUCGCAGGCACACUGCUGUUGUACGUAGCCAACGAGAACGGGCUCAGAUGAUUCAGUCUGGCGGUAUGUCUGUCUCUGCCUCUGUGUCCGACACAGACAAAACAAGGGCCCUUAGGUCCUUGAAGUGCAGGCAUUGCUCAUACACAUCUCCAUAUGUAUAUGCUUUGAAGAAGCAUCUAAAGAAGGAUCAUCCCACUGUGAAGGCCACAGCUAUGACUAUCUUACACUGGGCUUACCAAGAUGGUAUCCUUGAGGCUGGAUACCACUGUGAGUGGUGCAUCUAUUCACAUGCAGAACCAAAUGGACUACUCAUGCAUUACCAAAGACGUCACCCAGAGCACAAUGUCGACUACACAUACAUGGCCAGCAAGUUGUGGGCUGGUCCAGACAGUUCUUCGUCCCAGCGAGUAGGAAACUCAGACACCAAGCACUACCAAUGCAGAGACUGUGCCUUUGAGGCUUGCACCAUCUGGGAUAUCACAAAUCACUACCAAGCUGUUCACCCCUGGGCCAUCAAAAGGGAUGAGUCUGUGCUCCUAGACAUAAUCAAAGGUAAUCAUUCGUCAGGAAAAUCGCAGACUCCAGUUGCUAAGGGGCAUGUCAGUAUGGCUAGACCGCUCAGUAGUCACCAUCCUGAGCAAGAUGAGGAAUCGUUUGACGUUACAAGACCAUCUACAGAAAUGGUCCCUCAUCUGUCCUUUGCUAGCACCUCCAUUUCAAACAACCCAUACCAGUGCACUGUGUGUCUGUCUGAAUAUAAUAGCCUUCAUGGGCUCUUGACCCACUAUGGCAAGAAGCAUCCUGGCAUGAAAGUCAAGGCUGCUGACUUUGCUCAAGAAGCUGACAUCAACCCCAGUUCAGUUUACAAGUGUCGUCAUUGUCCUUAUGUGAACUCUCGCAUUCAUGGGGUUCUCACUCAUUAUCAGAAGAGGCAUCCACUGGUCAAAGUCACUGCAGAGGAUUUUGCGGAUGACAUUGAGCAAGUUAAAGACCUUAAUGACGGUGACGAGAAGUGCAAAUCUCAAAGACAGGGUUAUGGUGCCUACAGGUGCAAAAUGUGUCCUUACACUCAUGGAACAUUGGAGAAGCUGAGAAUCCACUAUGAAAAUUACCAUAACCAGUCAGCUUCUGACAUGUUUAACCCUCCUCACAUGCAGUUUUCUGCCAGUAAAGAUGACCCGGUAGCUGAAUGCAGUGGUGCAAGUGUGACAGAAGUGCCAGAUGUGAGUGACUUUCACCUCGCGCUUUCUCAGUUCCCCAUUGACAAAGGUGCAAAGCAUGCCAUCUUCAGGUGUCAGCUCUGCAAGUACUUCUGCUCCACCAGAAAAGGCAUAGCUCGCCACUACCGCAUCAAACACAACAAUGUCAGAGCUCAACCUGAGGGUAAGAACAAUGUCUUUAAAUGUGCUCUCUGCUCCUACACAAAUCCCAUUCGCAAAGGCCUGGCAGCCCACUACCAAAAGCGACAUGACAUUGAUGCAUACUACACUCACUGCUUGGCAGCCUCCAAGUCUAUCAGUGAUAAGCCCAACAAGGUGGUAGUGCCCGUGUCCUCUCAGUCAGAAGGGCCAGAGUUGAGUGAGGAGCUGAGACAGGCUGUGGAAAGGAGAAAGUGCUCCCUCUGUUCCUUCCAGGCUUUCAGCAAGAAGAGCAUUGUUUCUCAUUACAUCAAGCGCCAUCCAGGAGUCUUUCCCAAGAGGCAGAAUUCCAGCAAGCUGGGGCGUUACUUCACUGUAGUCUAUGCCAAGGAGCCUGAAAACCUUAUUGCUGUCGAGGAGAAGAAAGUAACUGAAGAUCAGUCAGAAACAGAGCUGGAAAAGGACUUGGAGAGGUUGCCAUUCAAAUGUUUGAAGUGUUUCAAACUGUCAUUCAACACGGCAGAGUUGCUCUGCAUGCACUAUACAGACUACCACAGCAAGGACCUCAAGCGGGACUUCUGCACCCUUGCCAGUCCUGCACAGGAUGGCGUAGACUGCUACCAGUGUGCCCACUGUGAUCUCAAGUUCCUGGGCCUCCUAGACCUUAGCACCCAUCUCAUUAACCACAACGAGGAGUUCCAGAAGCGAGCAAUGCGCCAGGAGAGGAGGAAACAGCUCCUGAGCAAGCAAAAAGGAAGUGAGCCACCAGAGAACAAGCCAGAGAAGGUGGACACUCCAUCAGACAAAACCCCUGUUGGCUACAGGUGCAAUUUCUGUGUGGAGGUCCACCCCACUCUGAGAGCAAUCUGCAAUCACCUGCGGAAGCAUGUACAGUAUGGAGAGGUCAAAGCAGGGCAUGUGAAGCAGGAGGUAACAGAAAUCCCACUGCCCCUCCCAGUGGAAGGAGAGGCUAACGGGGAUGUAGCAGAUGUGGUCGCUGUGGAACCAGACCCUGUGGAGAUGAUUUCAGUGGUCGCCCAGGCCUCCGUCACCCCGGCUCCUGUCGCCAUGGAGACUGCGGAGGUGGAGAGAGGGCCCCGGGAGGUGGUGGCAAUGAAGGAACGGGCAGUGGGAGGGCACCCCUGUGGCCAGUGCGACCGUGUCUUCAUGUCCAUGCAGGGCCUGCGCUCGCACGAGAGGAGCCACUCGGCCAUGGCCCUUUUCACACGCGAGGACAAGUACAACUGCCAGUACUGCCAGUUUGCCUCCCCUUUCAGACACAACCUGGAUCGGCAUGUACAGUCUCACCACGGCCAUCACAAGCCCUUCCGCUGCAAGCUGUGCUCCUUCAAGUCCUCUUACCUGAGUCGCCUCAAAAGCCACUUGUACAAAGCACACGCAGGUGAGAAUACCUACAAGUGUCUGUCCUGCUCCUUCUCCACCAUGACCAUAAGCCAGCUGAAGGAGCACUCCCUGAAGGCCCACGGAGAGGCCCUCACCCUUCCCAAACUGCGCGCCGCCACCCAGGCUGCGUUCCGCUCCCACAGGCCGACCCAGGGGAGCGAACAGACCUUGGUAAUCUCCGAAACGGAUGAACCUGCAUAUUUGGAGCCCCCAGAUGUCCAGCAGCAGCUCAGUCGCUACCAACUUGCGUCUCGGAACCAGGCCUCCUCCAGCCCCCCUGUCCUGCCUGUGGUCGAGGCACGGCUGGAUGGCACUCUCACCUGUGAAUUCUGCGAGUUCAGCUCGGGGUACAUGCAGAGCCUGCGCAGGCACUACCGAGACCGCCACGGUGGCAAGAAGCUCUUCAAGUGCAAGGACUGCUCCUUCUUCACAUGCUACAAGUCAACAUUCACAAUGCAUGUGGAAGCAGGACAUGCCAGCACCCCUGAGGAAGGCCCCAAAGACCUGCGCUGCCCCCUCUGUCUCUACCACACCAAGUACAAGAGCAAUAUGAUCGACCAUAUCGUCCUGCACCGUGAGGAGCGGGUGGUUCCCCUGGAGGUCUGCCGCUCCAAGCUGUCACGGCACCUGCAGGGCGUCGUGUUCCGCUGCCACAAGUGCACCUUCACCUGCUCCAGCGACGAGAGCCUGCAGCUGCACAUCCACAAGCACGACGAGCUCAAGCCCUACCAGUGCCAGCUCUGCUACUACGACACCAAGCAGCGCGAAGACCUGGAGGCCCACCUGCGGAAUGAGCACAAGGUGAUCCGGAACUUUGAGCUGGCUGGGCGGGUCAAUCUGGACCAGCUGGAGGCCGUGAAGGACAAAAUGGGCAGUCUGAGCAGUGCCGAGGAGGAAGAGGAGGGUGAGGAAGAGGAGGAGGAGAACGAGGAAGAGGAGGAGGCCGAGAAGCCCGAUUCAAAAGAUGCCCCAGGGUCCCCGAACAGCAGCGUGUCAGCCUGCAGCGAGAAGCGCUUCCCCUGCGAGUUCUGCGGCCGCAGCUUCACGCACAGCACCGAGUGGGAGCGCCACGUCCUCCGGCACGGCAUGACUGUUACCAACAGGAGGGCAGAGGCCAGCUCAGCCGAAGCAAUAGAAGCUGCUACUCAGACCGAGGUGAGCUCGCAGGUUGCCGCAGCAGACAGAGGCGGAGACUUCCCCAGCGACACCAUGGAGGCGGAGGGCGGAUAUCCUCCGGACCUGGCACAGUGUAAAGUGCUGAAAGAGGAGGACAGCAAAACGCCUGAGACCAAAAAUGAUCCUUAGGAAGAGGGAGAUUUCUGCAGCUGUGCGAUGUACUGUACUUGAAAACCAUGGGUUAAGGUGGGGGGGGCAGAAAAAAAGGCUGCUUUUACAAACACUUUAAAUAAGCGGAAAAAAAUGUUAAAAGAAUCCCUCACGUUUUUGAGCAUUGUUUGAUUUUAAGUGUUACACAUUGGAAAUUAUAGGUUGUGUUACAUCCUACAUAGAAAAAUAUUGCUGAACCUUAAAAUGAGUGAGUUGGUCCCGUAGGACAGAUGCUAAUAUAUUGGUAACCAAUAGUGAAUGGUACUGUAACGCAGUCAUUCUGGUCAAAUCCUCAGUCAGUUUCUACAGUAGUAACACAAGUGACUUCAUAUUAGCCAAGUUGUAUUUGUGAAGGAAUGAGGCACAGCAUGUUUUUCCUCACCCAGUACAAUUUUGCCUCUCCAGUAUUAACUUGACAUUUAGCCUUUUGAUUUCCCCAAUCAGCAUAUUAACCAGUUGGAAAAGGGGUAGAAUGCUCCAACUACUGAUGAUGACCCUAAGAAAGCAUCUAACAGUCAAAUUGGUUGGAUGGAUUUAAAUGUCUUGCUUGUCAAAGAUAAUUGCAGAUGUUCAAAUUAAAGGAAGACUGAUUGGCGAGUCAUUACCUGUCUGACAGUCAGGUGACUGUUCCUGGUUAAUUAUCGACAUAUUGACAUAUUGCAUUUAUUGGUUGAUAAAGACUACUGAAUGUGCUUUUUCUUGUUUUUUUUUUUUUUUUUAACAAAAACAUUGUGAAUCUAUCAAAAGGUUUUUGUGAUUUGACCCGAAUGAUGAGUUACAGGCAUUACAUUUUAGUGAUUCUGUGUUAAUCUCAUAUAGCGAAAUUCCUUGAGGAAUAGUUGCUUCUUUUUAUAUGCAUAUCAAUGUCUACUUUUUAAACAUUUAAAAAAAUAUUGACACUGGCCCCAAAUUCUGUAGCAAAUUGCUACACAAAUUGAGAUGUGUGUUUGUUUGUCUGCAGCUUUACGAGUUCUCUGCACUUCCACACUUUUGAUUCUAAACAAAAUUGUUGUAUCGCCUUCCAAAUUACGUCCGGGUUAGCAGACUGAUAUUCGCCACUAAUACUGAAAUCCUGUUCUCUAAAAGGGAAAAUGUGCACCUUCGAUUUUAUCAUUAAUGCUUAUGUUUUUUGUUACGUAGAACAAGUUCAGAUUGUCAUUAGUUUUUCAGUUUAGUUUGACACGUAAAUGUAACUGUCAGAAGAAAGGAAAAAAAAUGUAGAAAUGUAGCUGCUCAUCGCAGGAUAGUAUCGCUGAGGAAAUCUUUUUUUCCCCACACAGUACCUCUGAAACUGACAUUAGGUAAUUCCUUCAGUAGCAGUGUGGACUCAAGGAAGUCCCACAGAGUGAAAGAUGUUCCUGUUUGAAACUAGUUUGAUGUGAGCUGUAGAUUCAUUUCAGGACCAGGGUUAACUGACUUGUGACAGCUCUGUCAUGUAGCGGCACAUGCGCCAGACUUGAUGAUGGUGGUGUCGUCACAACCAGCAAUUGUAAACAAUCGUCCACUUCGGUGUGCAUUUUAACUAUGACUAACACCUUGCCAGAUAGUCUGUAAUCUAAUCCUGAGGAACUCCUGAACCUGGUUGACGUGUCUGGUUUGACAAAACUGAUUUUAAGAGAUAAACAUAGUUUGUAUGUGUUAGAGGUUGCUGCUCGAAUACCCUGAAGCCUUAUUAGAUGUUAAUAAUAGCAAUUGUUUUGGCACUUAAUUGAAAUAGCUUUUUUCCAACACCAGUUGGACCAACAAGCAAAAAUAAAUAUUAACAUAAUGAUAAGAAAUUACUUGGAGCCAUGAUACAGACACACAAAGGUAACUGUCCUCUUGCUACCAAAAGUGUCAGCUUCCUGGACAUUUGGAUGGCUGUCUUUGCUACAGUUCUCUUUCUUGAGCAAUGAGCCAUUGCUGUAAGGGGGAGAAAACCCAGGUGCUGCAAGGUGCAUUCUGGGAGUUCCGCAUGCUGUAUUCAGCCGUGUAUAGAAAACAAGCUACUUGUCAAGUGUUUGAAACUGUGGUGUCUCAGAAAGGAUAGUUUGCCCCAUUUCCUUUAGAUGUUGUUCUCUUACAAAUGGAAAAAAAGAAAAAUGACAAAAUUUGGAGUUAUUCCACUGUUCAUCUGUUCAAACUAUUGUACAAUAUCUGAAUAAGAAGCGUCUAGUCUUUCGUUUUGUACCUUAUAACUGGGGGCAAUAAGGUGCCAAGAUCUUCUUUGUCUCUUGUUUUGUUUUCCUUGAUAAGGACUAGCCUGCCUUUUUAAAAUUAAAAUAGUUAGAAAAACAAGGAAAUAAGCUUUUAAAUGGCAGCUGAUUGCUAGCAGUUCCCGUUAUAACACACUGGAAACUUGUAUAUAUUUUGGUUUUUGUUCCGUUAUGUUUUACCUUCUAUUCAGACUGUUGGAGUUCACCAUAGUUUGACUU